AUGACACGGGCUCAAUUCAACAAAAUCUUUUAUGACAAGUACUUUUCUCAAUGCUUCCGGGACCGAAAGGUUUCUGAAUUCCAAGAACUCAAGCAAGGCAACAUGUUUGUAGUUGAGUACGAAGCUAAAUUCACUAAACUAGCUCGAUUUACUCCUCAUAUGGUGGAUACGGACUACAAGAAGGCCCAAAAAUUUGAAGGUGGAUUAGACCUAGAUGUAUUUGAUCGUGUAGGUGUCUUAAAGCUACCUACAUAUGUGGAUGUACUUGACAGAGCAUUGAUGACAGAGGCUAAUUUGGCAGCAAAGAAACAAGUUAAAACACUAACAACAGAAUGGAGAGGUAAAAGGUCUGGGUAUGGUUUCAGAAAGGGCCGUUCUUUUGUAAACAACAAGAAGCAAAAAACGGGUCUACUAGUAGCACAAAUAGACCAUGUAGUGAGAGAUUGCUCACUUGGAUCUGAUAAUGCCAACUGUCCUACAACAAGUUUAGCCGGGUCCACUUCUGUAGCUAGAACAAAUACGAGAGCCAAUACUGGAAGAGAAACUUUGAGACAAGGCCGAGUUUUCGCAUUAGUGCCUGGUGAUAUGCAGAACACCGAAGCUGUGGUGUCGGAUUGGUUGACAAAGUAUUGUGCAACUAUUGAUUGUGUGAAUGAAAUUGUUGUGUUUCGACCACCUGGCAUGCUUGAGUUCGUAUUUGCUGGGAAUGGGGUAAUUCCUUUACCGUAUUUGAUUUCUUUUGUGAAACCCAGGAAGUUAUUAAGAAAAAAGUAUCGGGGUUACUUAUGUUGCGUUUUGACUGUGACUUCUGAUAAUUCUACUGUUGAUUGUAGUAAAUGA
Molecule: messenger RNA, 840 nt
Organism: Camellia sinensis
Lineage: Eukaryota; Viridiplantae; Streptophyta; Magnoliopsida; Ericales; Theaceae
Source: RefSeq, a predicted model, not a curated record